This is a messenger RNA of Danaus chrysippus (African queen), 942 nucleotides long. The record is from the annotation of a GenBank genome assembly. NCBI's taxonomy places the organism in Eukaryota, Metazoa, Arthropoda, Insecta, Lepidoptera, Nymphalidae.
UUGCUCGUCGGUCUUCAUCAGAAGAAAACGAAUUCGAUAUGCCGUUCAAGGAAGAGGCUGGAUGGAAAAACUGCUAUCGUUACCGGCGGGACUUUGGGUAUGGGUCUGAAUGUAGCCAACGACUUCGCUGAUCGUGGAGCGAGGGUCAUCAUAGCCUGCCCCUUCCAAACUGAAGGAAAAAACGCCCAGAGGCUCAUCGAAGAAGAGACGGGAAAUAAACAAGUUAUAUUCAAAUUGCUCGACCUAUCGUCAUUUAAGUCGGUGCGAGAUUUCGCCGCUGACAUAAUCAGUAGUGAAGACAGACUGGACAUUUUAGUGAACAAUGCCGGCGUCGGCUACAUAGAAGACGAUAUUACCAAAGAUGGACUAAAUGUAAUGUUGCAAAUUAAUUACUAUGGACAUUUUCUUUUAACGUUGUUACUGUUGCCCCUUCUCAAAAAAACGGGCACUCAAUCGGAACCAGCCAGGAUAGUGAACGUGUCAUCACUAUUACAUUACUUGGGUACAAUGAAUGCGUGUUAUAUAAAACGUUCGAAGUUGUUGUACGCGUUGCAACUGUAUUCAGAUAGCAAAUUUUUCUUAAUGUUAUUCACGCGUGAGUUAUCCAAGAAAUUGAGUUAUUCUAACGUUGUAGUGAAUUGUGUGGAUCCUGGCGCUGUUGGGACUGAUAUAUUUAAGCAUAUAGGAUUUGUGUGGGGGGCUCUCAUACGAUUCUUUUUCUCCACGAUCUUCAAAACACCCUGGGAAGGAGCACAAACUACGAUUCACGUGGCUUUGGAUAGGAAGGCUGGCGAUAUAAGUGGUCGGAUGUUCAAAAAUUGUCAAGUGUCAUAUGCAAAACAAGCGGCAUUUUGUGAAAUAAACGGUAAACGAUUAUGGGAAGAUUCAAUUAAGCUCGUCAAACUCACUGAAGUGGAACUUAAACAAUGUCUUUACACAUGA